GUGAUGUGGCCAGUGCUGUUAGCACAAGUAGAAGAGCUCUUAGAAGUGCGAAAAUACCUGAGAGUGAUUACACAACUCUUCCUAAUGGCCUGAAGUUUUAUGAUAUAAAGAUUGGUACAGGAGCAGAAGCUGUGAAGGGAUCUUGAGUUGUUGUCCAUUAUGUUGCUAAAUGGAGAGGCAUUACGUUCAUGACAAGCAGACAAGGAAUAGGUGUUGGAGGAGGAACGCCUUAUGGAUUUGACGUUGGUCAAUCGGAGCAAGGGGUUGUCCUCAAAGGAUUAGAUCUCGAUGUUCAAGGCAUGAGAGUGGGAGGACAGCGUUUGCUGAUCGUUCCUCCAGAGUUAGCUUAUGGAAACAAAGGGGUUCAAGAAAUUCCUCCAAAUGCGACAAUUGAGUUGGAUGUGGAACUACUAUUAAUCAAACGAAACCCGUUUGGAUAAAGAGUUGAAAAAGCAUUUUGAGAUAUUCAUCUCUCGGGAGUGUAAUGCUAUAUACGCCCUCACUUUUAUUUCCUGACAUUAUAGCUGAUUAUUGG
This is a messenger RNA of Cuscuta campestris, 535 nucleotides long. Lineage: Eukaryota; Viridiplantae; Streptophyta; Magnoliopsida; Solanales; Convolvulaceae. The record is from the annotation of a GenBank genome assembly.